GCCGUUAGGGGCGGGGCGGAAGGAAAUUUAAACGGCGGGUGGGGGAGGGGCGCGCCGGUAGCUGAGGGAGCGCCGGCGCCCGUCGGGCCGCGCCGUGCGGGGAGCGGGGCGGCAGCGCGGGGCUCGGCGCCCCUCACGGCGCCUUCUGGGGCGCCAUGGCGGGCCCGGCGGCGGCGCGGCCGCUCCGCGGUAAAUCCUUCUACCUGGACGUGCCGAGCGGGCGGAGCGCGCGGGAGCUGGCGGAGGCCAUCCGGCACCUGGGCGGGGUGACCGAAAGCUUCCUGAGUAAAGAAGUCAGUUACGUGGUUUCCAGCAGCAAAGAGGCCAAACGAGACAAGGCCAAGACUCGGACUGAGAAGUGGAGCAAUGCUACCUCAGAAGGUGCAAAAGCCAAGAGCCCAGUGCCCUCUGCCUCCAAGGGGAACUAUACCAGACCUCACCAGAAGCCACCAGACACUGUCCUGAUCAGCCGAGGAAAGGAACUGCUGCAGAAGGCCAUGAAGAAUCAGGACGCCUGCAGUGGCAACGGUAUCCUCGCCAAUGCUCGUUUGUGGGGAGUCCAGAUCGUGCACAUCGAUGAAAUGUUGUCAUACGCUCAGCAGCUGCUGCAUGCCAUCUCAGGAGCCAGGAAACGGAGCCAGAAGACAGAGGCAAAAUGCCUUGCGUCUGGAUCAAAAGUUCGCAAAGCAGGAAAACUGAAGCCCCCUUUUCUGAAGGUUGAAGACCAGAGCAGGCGAUUCCGACCCUUCCAUCACCAGUUCAAAAGCUUUCCUGACCUGAACUUCCUGGCACCCAAAAGCUCCAGCCCAUUUGAGCCUCUGAAAAGCCUCUCGAAUUCUUGCAGGGCCAGGGACGUGGAGGGCUGUCCGAUGCGCAGCGAGGGAGGAAAGAGCCCCCAGUCCACACCAGUCACUGUGCCAAAGAGGAAGAGGGGAUUUUGUGAGUGCUGCCAAGAGACCUUUGAAGAGCUGCAAAAGCAUCUCCAGAGCCCCCAGCACAAGCGGUUUGCACUGGACGACUCUCAAUAUGCCCCUGUGGAUCACGUUAUCUCACAGCUCACCAACAACUUUGUGGAGCAGUCAGCCAAGGUGCCAUGGUCGUGCCUGACAGACGAACACUUAAAGCCUCAAGCACAAGUUACCAGAGGAAAUGAGAUGCUGAUAGCUGAGCUGGGAAAGGAGAGCCAGCAGGCUCCUGUGGAACUGUUUACUGAUGCAAAGACUGAUCCUGGCCUGAAGAUGAAGGAAUGCUCCGCUCACCUGCCCAAUAACAGGGUUAGUAAUCUCAGAGAAGGAAGGGAAUUGUCUGAGAACUGCUCUCCAGGGCUGCCUGCUGGAGCAGGACUCACCAGAGGGGUCUGUGCUGUGCAGGGCACCACGGAAGGAUCUGUUGUGGGGGAUGCAGAUUCAAGCGUGGCUCCUAGCCUCGGCCAGGAGACCUAUGUAGAGACUGCUCAGGUCAGAACAGCAAUUGCUGUUUAUGAGGUUCAGACGAAGAAGGAAGUGCUUGGGCCUGUCAGCCAUCUUCUGCAAGUGCUGCCCAUCACCAGGAAGCGCCAGCUCUCCUCCAGACAGAGCGCCCAGGUGGGAAAGAAGCCCAGGCUGGAGCUGGGUGGUGCCCUCUCUCGGUAUGAGCAGACAAGCCAAGUGGAUGGUGGGAUGGGUGUGCAGGAUGCAGGGCACGUACCUGAGCUGGACUUGCCCAGCGUGGCACAGGCUGGCAGCUUGCCCUUAAGCACAGAGCUUUCCACCAGACCUCGUAGUUCCCCGGCUUUGGAGCUGUGCCUGUGCGGGGACCCUGGGGACCCUGCAACACAGCGGGCUUCCCUUGGAGCUGCUUCUGUGGGUUUUGAUCCCCCAGGGAUGGCUGCAGCAAGCACCGUCAGCCAGUGUGGCUGGAGUAGAGCGGAUGUGAGUUCCCAUGGGAAGCAGCUUGGAGAGGAGGAAGAAAGUACACCUCUGAGUGUGGAUGGUCAUGACUGGGAGUGCAGGACCUCCACAGUGAGCAAGACCAGUUGUCCUACUGGCCAGCUGCCCUCCCAAAAACUGCCUGUGGCCGAAGCAGGAUGUUGCCACUCGCUCUGUGACAGAGCAGCAGAGAAAGUAGCCCCUGAACUAUGUGACCUCCCAGGCCAUAGCAAAGAGUUGACUCCUGGCCCUGGGCUCCCUCUUCCUCACAACACACAGGCUGACCUGGACUUCAGGACAGCUGCUGAGUCAGACUGGGACAUCCAGCUGCUCUCCAUGUUAACGGGUGUCCAGGGCAGCAGGAUUCUGCCUGUGGACAGGCAUUUGCUCCGAAGGACAUGUGUCAGUGUAAGGGACAGUGGGUAUGAGUCGCAGCUCCCCUCCGUUCUGAAGCGGAAGUCGGAGCUGGACUGGGCAGGCAAAGAUGACAGGAGCUGCCGGAACUGCUGCACAGAGACCGAAGGAGCUUCUUUCCCUAUAUCUGAGACCUCUCUUGGCAGCUGGACUAGUUAAAACUACCUCCUGGCUGUUCUCUGGGCCCUUAAUAGGAGCUGUGAAAUGGCUGGAAAGGGACUGGACACACCACCUUUCCUGUCAGGGCCAGGAACAGUCUAGGAGGUACAGCGAGAGCUGGAGUGAGGACAGCCAGCUGCAGGGUCUCCUCCAGCCAGCUGCAGACAAUCUGGGUUGAGCCUGGAGGACUGAGAUGUGCUGACACCUCACUGGUGUGGUUUGUCCAGUGCUGGCUUCCCUAGCCUCUCACAUCCAGGGGAGCAGCUUUCUUGCCUGAUUUCCUGGAGGGAAAAAUGCCAGUGGCUACAAGUCUCAGCUCUGUUCUUAGUGGCUACAUUUCACUACAUCUGUGAGAUAAACAUACUGCAGCAGGUUGAGCUUGAAGACCAGCUGUCAAUCCCAGCCUUGGCAGGAUGGGGUGAUAAAUGCUUCCUUCUCAUGCAGUCAUUCAAGGUCUGAAACUUGACAGCUCUCCUGUUGGGAACCAAUGGGUGAAUCAGUGAUUUAGCCAUCUUGAUAGGGGCUUGGAUCUUCCCAACUCUUUAACAUUUAUACCUGGUAGCCUUGUUCUUUAAGUCCUUAUCAGGCUGCUGACAAGGUGGUCUUUCUCUAGAAGAAGUCUUCAGCAGGAAUAUGCUCUCUGCUUUUCCAGAUUCAGAGAGCCCAGCCCAUUCCUUCUCCUCCAGUCUUUGGUGCUGCAAAGAUGGGGGAGAGGAGGGCCAUGGGGGUGAGGUUUGUGUUCUUCGUAUGGUUUGGGGUUUUGUUGGGUGUCUCUGUGAGUAGCUACAGAUAAUUGUAACUGGUCUUAAAUUGUUUUUUUUUAGCAAUCUUUCAAACUUUGAAAUAAAAUGAGAGGAUACUGUU
Messenger RNA from Dromaius novaehollandiae (emu), 3344 nucleotides. It is a transcript of the gene DBF4B, whose product is annotated as DBF4B-CDC7 kinase regulatory subunit. Lineage: Eukaryota; Metazoa; Chordata; Aves; Casuariiformes; Dromaiidae. Gene Ontology annotation, biological process: regulation of cell cycle phase transition; positive regulation of nuclear cell cycle DNA replication. Gene Ontology annotation, molecular function: zinc ion binding; protein serine/threonine kinase activator activity; nucleic acid binding. The transcript has 11 exons. The coding region runs from base 156 to 2480 and encodes 774 amino acids. The record is from RefSeq and is a predicted model, not a curated record. Gene Ontology annotation, cellular component: Dbf4-dependent protein kinase complex.